Molecule: messenger RNA, 2006 nt
Organism: Urocitellus parryii (Arctic ground squirrel)
Lineage: Eukaryota; Metazoa; Chordata; Mammalia; Rodentia; Sciuridae
Gene: Slc44a3
Product: solute carrier family 44 member 3
Biological process (GO): transmembrane transport
Cellular component (GO): membrane
Molecular function (GO): transmembrane transporter activity
Source: RefSeq, a predicted model, not a curated record
GGCCGCGGCCGCUGGGAGUCCCCAACCGAGCCACCGAGGACACGAUGCAGUGCCUGGGCGCCGAGUACCUGGUUUCUGAAGAGAGAGCUCCCAGGCAAAGAGAGUGGCGACCCCAGAUUUAUAGGAAAUGCACAGAUACAGCAUGGCUGUUCCUGUUCUUUUUCUUCUGGACCGGUUUGAUGUUCAUCAUGGGCUACUCGGCAGUGGCUGGAGCCACAGCAAGACUCCUGUUCGGCUAUGACAGCUUUGGCAACGUGUGUGGCAAGAGGAACUCCCCAGUGCAAGGGGCCCCUCUUUCAGGGCAAGACAUGACCCUAAAAAAACAUGUGUUCUUUAUGAAUUCCUGCAAACCGGAUAUCAAAGAUAGGAAGCUUGGUUCCACUGCCCUCUGCGUGUCCAGCUGUCCUGAAGAGCAGCUCAACACCUUGGAAGAGGUUCAGCUCUUUGCAAACACCAGUGGGUCUUUCCUGUGCAUCUAUAACUUGAAUUCCUUCAACUACACCCGGAAUCCAAAUGCAAACUCGCUGUGCCCUAGGCUACCAGUUCCUCCAAGCAAGUCUUUCCCGUUGUUUAACCGGUGCGUGCCUCAAACACCUGAGUGCUACUCCCUGUUUGCAUCUGUUUUGAUAAAUGAUGUUGACACCCUCCAUCGAAUUCUAAGUGGAAUAAUGUCAGCAAGAGAUACAAUCCUUGGCCUGUGUAUCUUUGCAUUAGCCUUGUCCUUGACCAUGAUGUUCACCUUCCGAUUCAUCACCACUCUUCUGGUUCACAUUUUCAUUUCAUUGGUUAUUCUUGGAUUGCUGUUUGUCUGCGGUGUCUUAUGGUGGCUGUAUUAUGACUAUACCAACGAUCUCAGCAUAGAAUUGGACACAGAAAGGGAAAAUAUGAAGUGUGUGCUGGGGUUUGCUAUUGUGUCUACAGUCAUCACGGCAAUUCUGCUCGUCUUGAUUUUUGUCCUCAGAAAGAGAAUAAAAUUGACAGUGGAGCUUUUCCAAGUCACAAAUAAAGUCAUCAGAAGCUCUCCUUUCCUGCUGUUCCAGCCACUAUGGACAUUUGCCAUCCUCAUUUUCUUCUGGAUCCUUUGGGUGGCUGUGCUGCUGAGCCUGGGAACUGCCGGAACUGCCCAGGUCAUCACAGAUGGCCAAGUGGAAUAUCAGCCUCUUUCAGGCAUUCGAUAUAUGUGGUGGUACCAUUUAAUCGGCCUCAUCUGGACUAGCGAAUUCAUCCUUGCAUGCCAGCAAAUGACGAUAGCAGGGGCAGUGGUUACGUGGUAUUUCAACAGAAAUAAAAAUGACCCUCCUGACCAUCCAAUCCUUUCAUCUCUCUCCAUUCUUUUCUGGUACCAUCAGGGAACAGUGGUGAAAGGGUCUUUUUUAAUUACUGUGAUGAGGAUUCCAAGAAUCAUUCUCAUGUGCAUUUAUGACACCCUGAAAACGAAGCAGCACGGCAAAUGGUCAAGGGGCACAUUCAGAUGCUGCUACUGCUGUUUCUUGUGUCUUGACAGAUACCUGCGCCAUGUCAACCAGAAUGCUUAUACUACCACUGCCAUUAACGGGACAGAUUUUUGUACAUCAGCAAAAGAUGCGCUCAAAAUUGCAUCCAAGAAUUCAAGUCAUUUUACACCCAUUAACUGCUUUGGAGACUUCAUGAUUUUUCUGGGAAAGGUGUUGGUGGUGUGUUUCACCGUUUUUGGAGGACUGAUGGCUUUUAACUACAACCGUGUGCUCCAGGUGUGGACAAUUCCCCUGUUAUUGGUCGCCUUUUUUGCCUACUUAGUCGCUCAUAGUUUUUUAUCUGUGUUUGAAACUGUGCUGGAUGCACUCUUCCUAUGUUUUGCUGUUGAUCUGGAAACAAAUGAUGGAUCCUCAGAAAAGCCGUACUUUAUGGACCAAGAUUUUUUGAGUUUUGUGAAAAGGAUCAACAGAGUUAACACUGCAAGGGCUCAGAGAGACAAGGACUCAUUAAGGACUGAAGAAGGAACAGAACUCGGGCCCAUUGUGAGAUAG